Molecule: messenger RNA, 672 nt
Organism: Dovyalis caffra
Lineage: Eukaryota; Viridiplantae; Streptophyta; Magnoliopsida; Malpighiales; Salicaceae
Source: the annotation of a GenBank genome assembly
AUGGAAGAGACAGCCGGUCGAACCGGACCGAACCGGGCGGGGGAGGACCGUUUAAAGCAUGCCUGUGAUGCUGGAAUGGUGUCUGGAGAAAUCCCUUCGGACAGUGAGGAUUCUAAUAAUCCACUAAGUUCUGACUCUGUGAGCUCCGAGUCACCACCAAGACUUACUGAUCUCGCAGCGAGUUUCCGAGUCUUCUCUGAGUCAAUGGCAAGAAUGGACCUUGCGGAGAUGGAGAUGAUCAAGGCAAGAGAGGCUUCAAGGUUGGAGGCAGAGAAAAGGAGAAUGGAGCUGGAGGCUGAGUUGACUCGAAUAAUGUUGCAGACUCAGUUGCAGAUUGCUUCGGUUGUGGCGGGGAAAGGAACGAGUAGAAAGAGGAAACGAGUUGCAGAAGAAAAGGAGGAGACGCCCAUUUCGUCAAGGGAAGGAGCUCUGCUGCUAAAGCCUUCCUCCGAUUCAUGGCGCUCUCGGUGUAUUCUGCCAGAGGUGGAAGACUUACUUGUUCUCCGUCUUUUGUCAUUUGUCCUCGAAUUAUCUAGUGAUGCCACAAUUACAAAGACAUGUUAUCGAUACGAUGCGAUAGACAUGCUGAAUACAGCAAGAGCUAACAUGAGUGCUAAGGAAAAAGAAGGAAAAAACGGAAGAUGCAAACUUAACAUAUUACAGAAGGAAUGA